Molecule: messenger RNA, 1175 nt
Organism: Ceraceosorus bombacis
Lineage: Eukaryota; Fungi; Basidiomycota; Exobasidiomycetes; Ceraceosorales; Ceraceosoraceae
Source: the annotation of a GenBank genome assembly
AUGACAGACCAGAGUGAAGCAGGCCCGUCAUCGCAUUCCCAAUCUAAUCUAGCCAAGUCGCUCGUGGCUGAGCUCCUAGAGCCCACACGAUCGGCGCGCAAAAGCUCUCUUGGCUCCAGACCUCACCCUUUCUCCGCGUCUGAGACUUUUCAAAGCCGCAUAGAUGGGCGCAAGUUUCAACUUGGCAACCCUGAUCGACCUAGGCCCAAGGCGGAGAGGGGCAGUGUUGCGGCUAGGAAGCUGAAGCGGAGGGAAGACAGGCUUGUAAAGAGGGCAAAGAGGAGUGGACAAGGCUCUUUGCCUGUCAAGAGCAAAGACGCCAGAAGGGCGCUCAGCAGAAGCGAACGGCGACAGUUGGGGCUGGAUGUGAGGAAUGAGCAGCCAAGGUGAGUUUGGAUACGCUUACAAGCAAAGGCGCCGUGCCUGUAUGCGGAUCGUGGCUCACCAACAAAAACGCUCUCGCAGCUACGAGUCCCUUUUGCCCACCCACUCGCUCUGGACGCAAUACAUCCAGUCGUUGCUGCAGCUGGUGGAUGCUCAAGGUCGUCUCAAUGCGGCGUCCUUUACCAACUUGAACAACACGGCAGAAGAGCCUCUGAUGGUGAAGGACACCGCCAUCGGACUCAUGCAGCAGAACCUGACCAAAGCAGAGCUUGCGGGUGGCCUCGUCAGAGGUGAGAGAUGCAUCAAUGGGCAUGUAUGCUAUCAUUUGCCCAUCUGAAUCGGCAUUCUACCCGCAACUCAGUCAGCCGUUCUGCGAAUCCAGCUCUAGUUGGUCUGAGCGGUAUCAUCGCCCGAGAGACGGAGCAGACUAUCGUCAUUGUCCCUCCACUGCCAGCGCCGGCCAACGGCAAGCCCUUUCGCCGACCAAAGCGAACAACCAAGGGUGAGCUCUUGGAUUUCAGCAUGUACGCUUGUGUGCAGACCCGCUUAUAAGUUCUUCACUCACGAGUCUCGACCUCUAUCUGGUACGGAAUGCUCACGCAGUCAUUCCUAAGCACGCCACGGACUUCGUUCUCUCCGUGCCACUCCCCAACACGGCCAACUCAGAAGCUGCAAGUGGAGAUUCACAGUCGAGGACUCUGGACUUUACAUUGCACGGCUCGCAGCUAAGGUACACGCUUCCGACUCGCGCCACGAGAAAGUGGAAGCAUCGCCGCGUCGACGAGCUGUGA